Candidula unifasciata is the source of this 855-nucleotide messenger RNA. NCBI's taxonomy places the organism in Eukaryota, Metazoa, Mollusca, Gastropoda, Stylommatophora, Geomitridae. The record is from the annotation of a GenBank genome assembly.
AUGGUCAUUGUCAUAAUUUGUCGGACGAAGAAACUUCACAGCAGCACAAACAUAUUUGUCGCAUCUCUAGCAGUGAAUGAUUUGAUAUUUUCUGGAUUCUUUAUUGUCAUGUGGAUAACAACAACGCGCAUCCGCUGGUCUAGUGUAACUCUUGCAAAACUCAUGAGCACAAUUAUGUAUUGUCUGUGUUCUGGCACAACUAAUCAGUCAAUAAUGCACAUGGCUGCAAUAGCUAUAGACAGAUAUAUCCACAUUGCUCACCCGUUUUACUACAUGAAGCAUGCAGCAAAACAUCGCGUUUACAUCAUUGUAACCAUUUUAUGGAUUGCUGGAAUAGCUCUGACAACAAUUCCUCCUGUUAUUUUCACUCCGAAAUUGGAAUGUGUAAAUCUCAUUUCACAUCAGCCAGCAGCUUACUAUUUUCCUGGAGCCAGUGUGUAUGUCAUUACUGUUCCGCUUGUGUGCUUUUGCUACUCUAAAAUUGCUUGUUUGGCUUUUAGACACAAGCUAGCAGCAAAUGCUCGCAGAGCCAGGACUGAUGAACUGCUGACAGACAUCCAGCAGAGAAACAAUCGUCAGGCGGCCCUGAGAAGUGUGCAGUUUGUGGCACUGAUGUUUGGUGUUUUCACUGCCUGUACUUUGCCACAAUUUGUCAGUACAGGAAUGAGCUUUCUUAUCACCAUCCCAGAAAAAAUAUACCUGGGAUUUUUCUUGUUCGCGCCAAUUCAUUCAGUUAUUAAUUUUCUAAUUUUUGCAACCAUGAACCGGGAAUUUUCAUCGGCCUUAAUGGAAGCCCUAUUAAAAUAUAAUUGUUUGAAUGUGAGAAAUGAGAACAGGGCGCAACGAACUUCAUAG